UGAAUUGAACAGCGCCGGUUCAGUCGAGCCGAGACCGCGCUAGCGUUGCUGCAUAAUGCAUUUACUAAUCACCAUGGCAAUAUUGGGGGCAGCAUCAGCCCUGCCUUCAUACAUAGCAGUGCCAGCAGAUCAAAUAGCCUUCGUUGACCUAACAGCGCUGCGGGCGAGGCGGGUCCCCAGACAGACUUUGGAGCCCCCACUGCCACAGGCUCUAUACAAUGAUGACUAUCAACCAAUACCCUUGGAGCAAUACAACCAGCCUACCGUAGCACUUGCCCCGCCACCCUUACCAGAAGCACCUGCUAGGAUUCAAGCACAAGACAACAGUCCAGCCGCCCUCGGCGCCGUAUCUCAAUAUGCGGAACGACCCUCAGACUUUGGAGAAUAUGUAGACUUCGGGGCACAUACCGGAGACAAUGGAGCCUUUGGGUGGUACGCUGACUACCCACUCAGCAAUGGACAAAAGAAUUAGAAGCAUUUAAAUCAAUCUUGCCACUACGGCAUGUUACCAAAGACCGAUUUGUGAUGAGUGCUGUUAAUUAAUUUAUAUUUGUAAGCAGAAUUACCGCACAUUUGUUUUAGACGGUUAAUUCCGCUGUGCACUCUUGGUAGAAGAAAUAUUUUUAUCGUAGUUCAAAUUAAAGUUCCUGAAGUAUUUUUAGGUUUAAACAAAGUACACUGUGAUAUGCGCCUGGUAGUUCAUUCUUUUUCGAAUUUCUUUCUAUUCACUACCUAUUCACACUUGCCUGCCUUCUACUCACUAUCAACACUUGCUUUCAAUUUCACUACAUUUUUAAAUAAAUAUUGCACGUCGUUGCGUAAUAACCAGUAUCUACUGUGUAAUGUGUAUACCUGUCACACAUUUUCUUUUUUCACAUACAAAAUUCGUCACCUACCUAUCUCACAAUUCUCGAAACUUAAAAUAAUUUUAACACCACACUGCAUACCUACUAUAAUCUUUUUAAACUUCUUUUCGCUUACCACUUAUUUUCUAUCUCUUUGCCUUUACUUUAUUAUCUUUCUUACACUACUAUCGUUUGCCAUUUCUUCGACGUUAUUACACCCGCUCUAUUAUUUACUUACUAUCAUAUUGGCA
This is a messenger RNA of Colias croceus (clouded yellow), 1096 nucleotides long. RefSeq lists its product as uncharacterized. The record is from RefSeq and is a predicted model, not a curated record. The transcript is spliced from 3 exons. NCBI's taxonomy places the organism in Eukaryota, Metazoa, Arthropoda, Insecta, Lepidoptera, Pieridae. Bases 56 to 472 code for a protein of 138 amino acids.